CCCUCACCUGUUUCAACCAUCCUUUCCUAACUCCUCGGUUGGGCGAUGUUACCACUGAUAUCCUAAGACAACUUCUCCCUCGACUUCUCCGCCCCUCUCUCUCUUCUACUUGUAUAUUUCAUUCCGAAGGGCCCAUUUCUAUCUCUUCAUACAAUUUCGGCGUUAGAAGGGAGAGAGAGAGAGUGUGUGUUUUCCAUUUCCUAUAUCUCCGUCGAUGGCUUCUUCUAUUAUUUCCAAAAUCUCCAAUUCCCCCACUCUCUCCUUCUCUUCCUCUCUCUCCACCCCCAUCCCAUGGCCCACCCGGCGCUCUGUUCAGCCCCGCCGCCCAGUCCUGACAGUCCGCGCCAAGAUCCGCGAGAUCUUCAUGCCCGCCCUCAGCUCCACCAUGACCGAGGGCAAGAUCGUCUCCUGGAUCAAAGCCGAGGGUGAUAUACUCUCCAAGGGCGAGAGUGUCGUCGUUGUCGAGUCCGACAAGGCCGACAUGGACGUUGAGACCUUCUACGACGGCAUCCUCGCCGCUAUCGUUGUCCCUGCAGGUGAGACGGCCCCCGUUGGGGCCCCCAUCGGCCUUCUCGCCGAAUCUGAGGACGAGAUUGCAGAAGCUAAAGCCAAGGCUUCUUCCUCUUCGAAAGCCCCGGCCUCAUCUCCUACUCCACCACCACCACCACCUCCUGCUCCUUCGAGUUCUCCUCCACCUGCUGCGACGGUUGCUACUCAGUCCGUCCCUGACGGACCAAGGAAAACCGUCGCAACUCCUUAUGCGAAGAAGCUUGCAAAGCAGCAUAAGGUCGAUAUCGGAUCAGUUGUCGGGACAGGGCCGUAUGGACGGAUAACUGCUUUGGAUAUUGAAGCUGCUGCUGGAAUUAAGCCAGCAGCGAGUAGUGACAAUGUAGGUUAUUUAAAGCCUGCUCCUGCUCCUGCUCCUGCUGCUGCAACUGCUUUGCCUCCUAAAGCUGCUGCUGCUGCUCUCCCACAAAUUCCCGGUUCGACUGUCGUCCCUUUCACAACCAUGCAGGCUGCGGUGUCAAAAAACAUGUUGGAGAGCCUCUCAGUGCCAACAUUCCGCGUUGGCUAUCCUAUAAUGACUGAUGCUCUCGAUGCGCUCUAUGAGAAGGUGAAGUCGAAGGGUGUCACCAUGACUGUUCUGUUGGCAAAGGCCACAGCAAUGGCGCUGGCACAACAUCCUGUUGUGAAUGCGAGCUGCAAGGAUGGGAAGAGUUUCACAUACAAUAGCAAUGUAAAUAUUGCAGUGGCAGUGGCUAUUGAUGGUGGCCUCAUAACCCCUGUUCUUCAGGAUGCAGAUAAGUUGGAUCUUUAUUUGCUAUCUCAAAAAUGGAGAGAGCUGGUAGACAAGGCUCGAGCAAAACAACUUCAGCCUCAUGAGUAUAAUUCAGGGACGUUUACUCUGUCCAAUCUGGGCAUGUUUGGGGUGGACAGAUUUGAUGCUAUCCUUCCCCCAGGCCAAGGGGCUAUCAUGGCUGUAGGGGCAUCAAAGCCUACUGUUGUGGCCGAUGGGGAUGGAUUCUUCAGCGUUAAGAGUAAAAUGCAGGUGAAUGUUACAGCCGAUCACCGAAUAGUCUAUGGUGCUGAUUUGGCAGCGUUCCUUCAGACCUUUGCGAAGAUUAUUCAGAACCCAGAGAGCCUAACAUUGUAGACAGACGUGGGUAUUAUGAUGAUGAUCUUGUGGCUGUCAUUUUCAUUGUGGGAAGGAAAGCUUGAUGGAGAUAUACUAAUGCACAAACGGAAAGCGGCUGCUGAGGACAUUGGUUUUGCAGUAGAGUAGGAAAUUCCAAAUGUCUUAUUUUCUUAUUAUCUUGUUUGAGGGCCCAAAUUAUCAGAUUUGUUUUGCAGAAAAACUUGACAGUUCCAAGCAAAUAGUUUAUUUCCAGCUUACUAUGAGAAGGGAAAAUAUUUCCAGCAAGAAAUAGAGGUGACCUGUUGAUUAUGGGAAAAAAACCAUAGACAAUGUGCCAUAUCCUGUCCCAUGUGGUUUACUUUACACAAAUUGUCAAGAAGACACUGAA
Messenger RNA from Magnolia sinica, 2024 nucleotides. Its product is annotated as dihydrolipoyllysine-residue acetyltransferase component 4 of pyruvate dehydrogenase complex, chloroplastic. The coding region runs from base 215 to 1654 and encodes 479 amino acids. Gene Ontology annotation, molecular function: dihydrolipoyllysine-residue acetyltransferase activity. The transcript is spliced from 6 exons. The record is from RefSeq and is a predicted model, not a curated record. Lineage: Eukaryota; Viridiplantae; Streptophyta; Magnoliopsida; Magnoliales; Magnoliaceae. Gene Ontology annotation, cellular component: pyruvate dehydrogenase complex; chloroplast envelope; chloroplast thylakoid. Gene Ontology annotation, biological process: pyruvate decarboxylation to acetyl-CoA.